This is a messenger RNA of Rubroshorea leprosula, 859 nucleotides long. Lineage: Eukaryota; Viridiplantae; Streptophyta; Magnoliopsida; Malvales; Dipterocarpaceae. The record is from the annotation of a GenBank genome assembly.
ACAUCCAUUGCAGUUCUCUUAUUUCUCAAGUUUCGAUAUCACUUCCAAAAUUUUGAAAAUCAAAACCGAGAACCAAAUUUAUUUGGUUUUCAAAACUUUGGUUUUUUAAUCACCAUUAAGGAGUGAUACCAAACGAUCCAUUAAUAUCUUCGUUUUGUUUUCUUGAGGAAACUUGUAUAAAAUGGAAGGGAUCAAAGGAAAAAAAACAAGCAACCUGGUCAUCAAGACAUGGGAACAAUGCAAAUCUGUCGGCCGUGGCCAGAGGAGUUCCUCCUCAGGAAGUGUACGUUCAUUUUUUAAGAGAAGCACAUCGUGGCCACAGAUGUCGGAUGCGUCUCGAGUUUCAGAAGAUCAACAUGACCUGAAACAGGCUCCAAAGCGUUCGGUGGCCCUGGAAAAAGGGUGCUUCUCAGUCUAUGUGGGACCAGAUAAACAGAGGUUCAUCAUCAAAAUAGAGUAUGUGAACCAUCCCCUGUUCAAGGCCCUACUAGAAGAAGCAGAGUUGGAAUAUGGGUUUAACAGUGGAGGUCCUCUGGCGCUCCCAUGCAACGUUGACUCGUUUUACAAGGUGUUGUUGGUGAUAGAAAACUGUGGUGGCGGCGGGGACAACCAUAUCCCAAGCCAAUUGAGAUGUGGAUCUGCCAAAGGUUAUGGUGGUCAUAGCCUCCCCAGCCCUCCUCGGAUGAUUGCCAUAAAGCAAUUCUAAAUUUUUAAUUUGCUGUUGGUGCUUUUCCAAUCUGGAAAAUGAAACAUGUACAUUAUGUUGAAGCAGUUGAAAUCGGUCUGCUGCUGUAAUAUUGUCCUCCCUCUACCGUUGUAGAUGUUUUACCAGUUUUCCAAAUUAAGAAUUUGGAUACUG